Silurus meridionalis is the source of this 1479-nucleotide messenger RNA. Its product is annotated as alcohol dehydrogenase class-3-like. The record is from RefSeq and is a predicted model, not a curated record. Gene Ontology annotation, biological process: formaldehyde catabolic process. Gene Ontology annotation, molecular function: zinc ion binding; S-(hydroxymethyl)glutathione dehydrogenase [NAD(P)+] activity. The transcript is spliced from 10 exons. Gene Ontology annotation, cellular component: cytosol. The coding region runs from base 111 to 1247 and encodes 378 amino acids. NCBI's taxonomy places the organism in Eukaryota, Metazoa, Chordata, Actinopteri, Siluriformes, Siluridae.
GGGGGCGGUGUUGGGUGUCAUAACUCGCACAACCACAGAAGAAGUGCAGAAGUGUCAGUGACUUUCUUCAACACAGGACCAACAACCGAGGAUCUUAUUUAUAUGAUAAGAUGGACACUGAGAAUAAGGUGAUCAGGUGUAAAGCAGCUGUGGCGUGGGAACCUGGGAAGCCUCUCUCUGUAGAAGAAGUGGAAGUUGCUCCACCUAAAGAUCAUGAAGUCAGAGUGAAGAUAGCGGCGAGCGGUGUGUGUCACACAGACUGGACGUAUCUGUAUGAUUGUGAGAAAGGAGUGAAGACUCUGCCGUUUCCCCUCAUUCUGGGUCAUGAGGCUGCUGGUGUGGUGGAGAGCAUCGGCCCGGGGGUGACCAGUGUCCAGCCUGGUGAUAAGGUGAUUCCUCUCUUCCUGCCUCAGUGUGGUGAGUGUGAGUUCUGUCUCAGCCCCAAAACAAACCUCUGCUUCAAGAACUGGCAGAAGACUCAGCAGGGUGUGUUAUCUGACGGUACGAGUCGUAUCACCUGUAGGGGGCAGCAGGUGUAUCAGUUUCUGGGUGUGAGCACUUUCUGUGAGUACACGGUGGUUCCUGAGUUCAACGUGGCGAAGAUUCACCGAGACGCACCGCUGGAUAAAGUCUGUCUGCUCGGCUGUGGAGUGGCUACGGGAUACGGAGCAGCACUGAACAUAGCCAAAGUGGACCGUGGUUCCGUCUGUGCCGUGUUCGGGUUAGGCACGGUCGGUCUCGCUACUGUGAUGGGCUGUAAAGCUGCAGGAGCCUCCAGGAUCAUCGGUGUGGACAUCAACCCACAGAAACAUGAAAUCUCCAAGAAGUUUGGUGUCUCUGAGUUUGUGAACCCUGACGAUCACAGCAAACCCAUUCAGGAGGUUCUGAAGGAGAUGACUGGUGGAGGAGUGGACUACAGCUUCGAGUGUGUGGGGAACGUCACACUUAUGAGGGCGGUGUUUGAGAGCUGCAGAGUCGGCUGGGGAACCUGUGUGAUCGUGGGAUGGAAUGAAACAGGAACUCUCUCUCUAUCUCCGAUCGACAUCCUGAUGGGACGAACGCUGAAAGGAACCUACUUUGGUGGAUGGAAGAGUGUGUGUAGUUUACCCAAUCUGGUGGAGGACUACAUGAGCGGUCGGAUCUUGCUGGAUGAGUUUGUGACACACACACUCCCACUGGAGGAGAUUAAUUAUGCCUUUGAACUUAUGACCAAUGGGAAAAGCAUCCGUUCCGUGAUGAAGAUGUGAGUCUCCAGCAUUGAAUCUCAGUUCUUUAACCAUGACGACAUCAUCAGUCACCAUGACAACCGCAUCAAUCUCCUUGACUACAGACUCGCUCUCCUCAGUGGACCUCAGAGCUGCUGGUGCUUCUCUAUAGGGUUCUGGAGAACACUGAGACAGAGAACUCAGGACAGAUGACAGUCGGUGUGAUUUUGUUGUUCAUGUAUUAAUGAUGAAUUAAAAAAUUGAGAAUUGAAAA